CCACAGCUGCUAACCUUUCUGCCUAUCAUAUUUUAUUUUAUUUUUUUCGGGAAUGAUUCACCUUUUAGCCUACAUGUAGGCUGCUCUGUAAGUCUGUGCCUCCGCGAUAAGGAAGCACAUUCCCCUGAAACCAACUUUAUCUCCGAGUCAGCUGUGUCGUGUUCUGCAUCAACCCAAACUAGAACAACAACAAACACCUAAACCUUCACGGCACGACACGUCAAGGUCUUAAGACAAAAUGAAUCUGGAGGAAUACUUCAAAAGAAUUGGUUUCCAUGGCUCUUUUGACAAACCUGAUCUUGAAACAUUGAAGUUGAUUCACAAACAGCACGUCAUGACAGUCCCAUUUGAAAACCUCAGCAUGCACUGUGGUGAGAGGAUGGAAAUGGACCUCGAGGUGGUUUACAACAAGAUUGUGAGGUGCAAUCGUGGGGGGUGGUGUCUUGAGAACAACAACCUGUUUGGCUGGGUGCUGAGAGAAAUGGGCUAUAACUGCACAACACUUGUUGCCAGAGUUUUUAUGACGUCACUCAAAAAAUAUUCUCCCUAUGAGUCUCAUCUUAUCCAUAAGGUGGUAAUUGAUGGAAAGGCUUACAUAGCGGAUGUGAGUUUUGGUAUGUCCUCUCAACUACGGGAGCCCCUGGAGCUCAUCUCUGGGAAGGAGCAACCUCAGCCAUCUGGUGUCUUUCGUCUGAUAGACGAGGGAGACUUCUGGGUGCUGGAGAGGACCGGACGAAAACCCAAGAUUCUCAAUCCAGAGUUUGCCACAUCGAGUCUCAUCAACAGAUCAGACACAAACAUCACCUACCGCUUCACCCUGGAACCUCGUGAACCAGACAGUUUACUCAGUGCAAAUUACCAACUUCAAACAGAUCCAAACUCGCUGUUCAGCAAUAAAUCCAUCUGCUCUUUGCAGACACCCACAGGGUUCAAGGCCCUACUUGGGUGGACCUACAGUGAGGUCACCUUCAAACCUGAGGAAGGUGUUGAUUACUAUGACAUGAAGAACAUAAAAGAUGACGAGGUAGAUCAAAUCCUGAGAGAGAAGUUUAAUAUAAAGCUGCAGAAAAAACUGACGCCUGUAGGAAACAAGACAUGGUACACAUUGUAAAAUCCUGGCAUGCUUCUUAAAUGAUUUCACAACCUAUGAGGAUUUUAUCAUUGACCAGGCAGAGCAGCUUGCUGAAGAAGUCUCUAUUUUAAACUUCUACAGUGCUUUGAAUUAUUUUCAUUUUACAAUUAAUUAAUUUAGGUAUCUUUAACUAAUAUGUUAGCACUUUGAAUACCUCUGCACGAGUCACUGACACCACUAAAAAUAAGUUAUCUCUAACAUUUAGAUAUUUCAAAUGUUUGCAUAGAGGCACUGCAAAGACACGUUUCUUUUAACUGUUUCUCACAUCAUAUUAAGAGAGUUAAGGAGAGAGGAAGGAUAUUAGUGAUGGAAAGAUUCCAACAUAUGUGCUCAAUAUCAAAGUCAUGUAAUUCUAACUGUACUUCAUAUUUUUAUCUUCAAGAAUAUUUCCUGAAAAGUCCUCAUUUUGAAAAGUACAUACGUUUUUUGAGUUAUAGUAAAAGAUUGUUUCUAAAUAAGAGGUAGUAAGUUUGAGAGGAAACCCACCUGAAUGAUACCAAAGAAGAGUGAGAUGUUUCUGAUCCGGGAAUAGCCCUGUGUUCUGUCUGAUAUAAAAGCCUGCUUUAUGUGUUAUAGCAUUAAGUCAGUGUUUGGGGUGUUGGUGAGUUGGAUGAAAUGUUUUAUAAUUUGUGUCUUGGGUCAGUAUCAAAAUAUCUUGAGUUAGUAAUGCAUUUAACAGAUGUCCCAUCAAAUAUGAAAGCGUAAUUAACCCCUUUGUUUUCUAUUUAAACCACCCCACAUAAAAAGAUGUUUGAAAUGAUAUUUAUGCUUUUUAUGCACCAGUUAGCUCUGAGCAAGUUAUCUUAUUGGAGAAGAGGCAUUCCAUGAGUGCUGAUAUAGAGUACAACAGCAGUGGGACUUUUCACUUUGUGUCAUAACUUUGGUUGGCUGAAUACUCAAAGUUUUAUUGACUUUACAAUUGUUUAAUUUUUGGCUUUUAUUUUGUCUUAUUCAAAUGUUACUGAUUGAAUAGAUUUUACUGACUUUUAUUUUACAAUUGUGCUUUUUUAAAAAUACAUUUAGUCAAUUAUUAUUAAUAUUUUAACUGUUGCUGUCAGUGUCUCUUUUUGUAUCUAUCUGUGAGAGAUUCCAUUUAAACAAAGUUGAGUUGAGUUGACUAGAAGCAUACAGAUAUCCAUACAUACAUAAAUCAAAUGUUUGCUGAGAGGCAUGGACCCAAACAGAGUAGAAGGAGAGUUGAAGGUGUGCAGGAAAAAUGCUUUUGUUACUUGGCAACAGUCCAGUCCCUGACAUACAUUGAACAUCAGCACACAAUGUUUGACAGUUAUACUUUGUAAAAUUGCUUACACAAAUGUACUCUGCUAAAGUUCAAGUAAUUUGUUAAGAAGUGUCAGAUAUGUGUCUGUAAGUUCCAUCUGCAGAUGUGCACUCACUGAUAUAUCAAAGAGUGAUGUGUGAAUAAUGUGUGAUUUUGAAAAUCUUUUACUGCUUAAAUCACAUAGGAUCCUAUGACUUUGUAAGAGGGCUGGUGAAGGAUGGUUCAUGAAACUGAAGAAAUAUAAACUGCAAUUCCACAUCAACACUGAAUUGGGACCUGGCUUUGGUUUAAUUGUUUGCAUUUGUAAUGUAUUGGCCUCCUAUUAUUAGGAAACAGCGUAAUAAAAAAACACCUUUGAACAAGUCCUACUACAGUCAUGUACUAGAACCAAUGAGUAGUUAAAGUGUUCAUAUGAUAAGACAGUAAACUAAGAUUUAAUCUUACACUGUUUGUAGCAUGAAAUCAUUGAAAUAAAGUAGAUAAAAGAC
Messenger RNA from Notolabrus celidotus (New Zealand spotty), 2899 nucleotides. Its product is annotated as arylamine N-acetyltransferase, pineal gland isozyme NAT-10-like. The coding region runs from base 239 to 1111 and encodes 290 amino acids. The transcript has 2 exons. The record is from RefSeq and is a predicted model, not a curated record. NCBI's taxonomy places the organism in Eukaryota, Metazoa, Chordata, Actinopteri, Labriformes, Labridae. Gene Ontology annotation, molecular function: acetyltransferase activity.